Messenger RNA from Hylaeus anthracinus, 2469 nucleotides. It is a transcript of the gene Ald1, whose product is annotated as fructose-bisphosphate aldolase-like. The transcript is spliced from 6 exons. Bases 169 to 1269 code for a protein of 366 amino acids. Gene Ontology annotation, biological process: glycolytic process; fructose 1,6-bisphosphate metabolic process. Gene Ontology annotation, molecular function: fructose-bisphosphate aldolase activity. Gene Ontology annotation, cellular component: cytosol. The record is from RefSeq and is a predicted model, not a curated record. NCBI's taxonomy places the organism in Eukaryota, Metazoa, Arthropoda, Insecta, Hymenoptera, Colletidae.
GGACUGACUAACACCAAGGGAACGUAUUAUUGUCGUUAUUAUUAUUAUUAUUGUCGUCAUUAUAUUACAUUUAUUAUCGUUGUACGUACGUGUGCCGUAACGGGCGUCGCGAGAUCCUCGACAUUUGUUUACGAUCGACGCCGCACCGGAUCGUUCGUGGGAAAGAAAAUGGUUGCGGAAAAGUACGACAGACUCGAGCCUGAGCUGAAGGAAGAGCUUAGGACGAUCGCCCAGCAGAUCGUCGCUCCUGGAAAAGGAAUCCUCGCUGCUGACGAAUCGACAGCGACGAUUGGCAAGCGUCUUCAGUCCAUUAACGUUGAGAACAACGAGGAGAACCGUAAGGCAUACAGGCAGCUUCUCUUUACAACAGCAAAGGAUGUCAUCAGCCAGCACAUCUCUGGCGUGAUCCUCUACCACGAGACCCUGUACCAGAAGGCUGACGAUGGAACCCCAUUCGUCGAGUUGCUGAAGCAACGUAACAUCCUCCCAGGAAUUAAGGUCGACACUGGUGUCGUGCCUCUGUUCGGCACCAACGACGAAUGCACGACCCAAGGUCUCGACAAUCUUCAGGCUCGUUGCAUCCAGUACAAGAAGGACGGCUGCCAGUUCGCCAAGUGGAGAUGCGUGUUGAAGAUCGGGAAGGACACCCCGAGCAAGUUGGCCAUUUUGGAGAACGCCAACGUCCUGGCUCGCUAUGCUUCCAUUUGCCAGAGCGCCAGGAUCGUGCCCAUCGUCGAGCCUGAAAUCUUGCCCGAUGGCGACCACGACCUUGCUCGUUGCCAACAGGUCACGGAGGAAGUACUAGCUGCUGUCUACAAGGCGCUCUCUGACCAUCACGUGUAUCUCGAGGGAACCCUCUUGAAACCGAACAUGGUAACACCAGGUCAGAGCCACCCCAAGAAGGCAGCUCCUCAGGAGAUUGCUGGUGCCACGGUCACCGCUUUGUUGCGCACCGUACCGCCUGCAGUGCCCGGCAUCACUUUCCUCAGCGGUGGACAGUCCGAGGAGGAGGCAUCCGUAAACUUGGACGCCAUCAACAAGUAUCCGUUGAAGAAACCAUGGGCACUGACCUUCAGCUACGGUCGUGCACUCCAAGCGUCCGUCCUCCGUGCCUGGGCAGGCAAGAAGGAACAGAUAGCAGCUGGCCAGGAUGAACUCAUCAAGAGGGCUAAGGCAAACAGCGCAGCUAGCCAAGGCAAAUAUGUCCCUGGCAGUAUUGUCAGCAAAGCUGCUAAUACGUCUCUGUACGUGAAAACUCAUGCCUACUAAAUUCUUACUUUUCUUUUCGUGAGACAUGUUUUCAUAGCCAACAGCGAAUCGGCACUCGGCAAAUACGCUGGUGGCGUGACAGGAGCAGCUGGCGACGCCGCGCUUUUCGUCGCAAACCACGCGUACUAAACUUAGUCCUUAGAAACAUCCAUAAGGAUAUUUUCGUUAGAAUUUAGAUCGUUCGCCGAACAUCAUCAACGUCGAUCACCGUUGUCAGCAUGGAAACAUUACCAACAAAAAAAGAAGACGAAGAACGGGCUAAGACUUUCAACAUGCCUCGAAACGCGAGCGCGCAUAUCCUCCGUGGAGUUUUUACUUUUCAAUUGGAAACAAAAUCAAUCGAAUUUUAACCUUGUCGCGAUAAUUGGAUUUUCUAAAUAAUUUUAAAACACGAGUUUGAACGCUUUAAGCCGAGGAACACGCCGCGUAUCGAUGCGAGACAAAGUCGUGUGGUCGCUCAGGUUCAUGUAACAUCAGAUGACGCUGUUGACCACGAUCGAUCGGUCGUCGUUUUUAUCGUAUCUUAACGAGCGAGGUGCGAACGAUUAUCCCUUUCCUGCUUUCACACUUUCCGAUUUUAUCCUCUUGCGCUGUCCUUCGACUGCUUUCCUCAUUUUCAUCCUCGCUCUUGUAUUCGGUUUCUCUAGAAUCACGAGACGCGACGGAGAGUGUAUAACGCAUGUAGUAUCGCGGUGUUCGUUCGCUCCGAGCUUGUUUCGAAACGAGAACAGAGGCUUCACCUGUGGAAUCUCUAAAGAUCUGUAAGAACUCCGAAAGAACGUGGUCAUCACGCGCCCACAUGCCUACUGGGCGAAGUUGAUCGAGACGAAAUAUGCUUUACUCUGAUCGUGAACAGAUUUCGCGACAUUCGAAUUACGCACUCGUUAUUAUAUUCUGUAAACACUACGGUAAAAAGCAGAUAUAUAUUAUAUAUUGUCAAUGUCGUUAUGAUAUUCUACGUGUAAAAAAAAAAUAACAAAAAAUGAUACAAAAAAAAAACAAAAUAAAACCAUAUUAAAUGUUGUUUGUUAGCGAAUGAGUCAAAUAUUAUGAAGUCGUAAUAUUGUCAUCUACUUAUACAAUAUGGGUAUCUUACAUAGAUAUUUAAGUAACGUAUUGAAAAGUAUCUCGUACAUCGAUGUUAUACCUAAUAUUUUCAUUGCAAUCUAGGUCACCAAAUACACUGUGGAGGGUAAUCAA